Molecule: messenger RNA, 1073 nt
Organism: Paramuricea clavata
Lineage: Eukaryota; Metazoa; Cnidaria; Anthozoa; Malacalcyonacea; Plexauridae
Source: the annotation of a GenBank genome assembly
AUGAGCGAAUACGAAAGCAAAAAUGAAGCAAGCAUUGGAGGGCUCGAAGAGGUCGAUUUAUCUGAUGACGAUUCAGACGACAAUUUCAACCUUUUGUUUGGUGUUUUGGUGGCUGAUAUGACCAGAUAUGGCUUAUGGGGUAACAUUCCUUUUAAUGUACAAUCCUGGACAAAACAUCUGCGACAAAAAAGGCCACAUAGAAAUAUUUUAAUAGAGUGUCGCAGCACAGUUUAUAGAAAUGAGAUGUUUGGGCUAGCAGGCAAACUUCAAAGGGGACGGCAAAUUAUGUUGGGGAUCAGAGGAUAAGAAAAGACUCAUGAAGCUGUGCGCUGCUUGUGUUUUCAUAUGGUUUUCUAUUACGAAGAAUGAAGUAUUUGGAUAAAAUAUCAAAUUUCGCUUUGUUUGAGAAGGGCCAUUCAAUAGGUUUGCGAUCCUCAUUGCCUGGCAAGUUUGUCCAGAAGCAAACAGUCUUUUACGAAGCAAAAUGAGCGAAUACGAAAGCAAAAAUGAAGCAAGCAUUGGAGGGCUCGAAGAGGUCGAUUUAUCUGAUGACGAUUCAGACGACAAUUUCAACCUUUUGUUUGGUGUUUUGGUGGCUGAUAUGACCAGAUAUGGCUUAUGGGGUAACAUUCCUUUUAAUGUACAAUCCUGGACAAAACAUCUGCGACAAAAAAGGCCACAUAGAAAUAUUUUAAUAGAGUGUCGCAGCACAGUUUAUAGAAAUGAGAUGUUUGGGCUAGCAGGCAAACUUCAAAGGGGACGGCAAAUUAUGUUGGGGAUCAGAGGAUAAGAAAAGGCUCGUGAAGCGGUGCGCUGCUUGUGUUUUCAUAUGGUUUUCUAUUACGAAGAAUGAAGUAUUUGGAUAAAAUAUCAUAUUUUGCUUUGUUUGAGAAGGGCCAUUCAAUAGGUUUGUGAUCCUCAUUGCCUGGCAAGUUUGUCGAGAAGUCUUUUACAGUCUUUUACGAAGCAAAAUGAGCGAAUACGAAAGCAAAAAUGAAGCAAGCAUUGGAGGGCUCGAAGAGGUCGAUUUAUCUGAUGACGAUUCAGAUACAACAACAACGACAACAAGAUGA